ACAACAUUGAAAGCUACAACAGCGUACACAUCCAGUUCAGAUCAGCGUACUGUAGCUUGUUGGGAGAUAGGACGGCUACGUUUUCCGAUGAUGUAUUUCAGCGUAGCGUAGCGUGAUAAUUUAAAGAAACAGAUAAAUUCAAAAGUUUCGACUUGAAUCUUAGGCUGGCCACUAACAGCACAUGCAUUAUGAACAUGUGUGUCCAAUGUACAUGCAUGUUUGUCAUGCACACACACGCACACAUGUUCAUCAAGCAUGUUCCAUCAAGUUCAUCAAGUAGAGGCUUCUCUCUGCUUAGAACAGAAUUCUAAAAAAUAGUGUAGUUCAAUAUGUAUAUGGGUUUCAAUCUUAAUGUACUCUUGAUAAAUGGAAUAUUGUAUCCAGGAUUGACUAAAGAAAAUUGCAGAUACAGUUGAUAGAAUUUGAAAAUACAAAAUAUGUGACUUGAUCAAAUUCCAGAUCAAUCUGUGAUUUUGAAAUUUGACAGUUAUUUUCUUUUUUUAAUUGCGCGUCGAAGUCUCUACAAGGUUUUUGGAAAUUUUGCAUUUCAAGGAUGAUAUAAAAGGAAAAAGGAGCCUCCUUCAUACGCCAAUAUUAGAGUGAAAAACAGACCAUAGAAUUAUUCAGCUGACAAGUGAUUACACAGAUGUGUGGAGAAGCCAGUCUAUUGCUGUAUUUCCAUAAGGUCUAUAGUUUCAAUCAGGUACUUGUGGAUGAGAAUACUGCGUGAGGUUUACUGUUCACAGAACUACUAGUGUAAUGAAAUUUCAGAGAUAGCUCUAUCAGAGACUGUUUUAUCAGAGAUAGAAGAUGAUAGUUUGAUAUUGUUCUCCUUGAAUGAGUUCAUCACUCAAAAUCCAAUAUACUUUUGAUUUAGAAAUUUAUGAACUGUGAACUGCGGGUGAUAGAGGAGUUUAAGCCAAUUACCUUUUCCAGUUUUUAAUUCGUCUCAAGCUCAUAAUACUGAAAGAUAUCUACGGUAGAACAUUGUUGCCAUCUUAAAAACAGAUUUUCCGAUUUCUGCCAGGUGAAAUGAUCGAGUUAACUCCAAGAAUAUACCAACGAUUAUUCGUGUUUAUCAUGUUAGUAAUACUUGCAGCCGAAUUACACGCCUUGCCAUCUCCAGAUAGUUCUGACUCAACAGUUGAAACUUCAAGUGAAAAUUUCGAGAAAUCACACAAUUCACAUCCACUGGGAAUCCUGAAAAGUUUGGCAAAUGAAGGUCACAGACAUAAGAGACAAGAAUGCCAAAGCGAUCGGGAGUGCCAAAGUGAUCAGGAAUGGUGCUGGGGUAAUAUUUGCGAAGAUCCGUGUUACAGACUUGAUUGCCAAAACGAAGAAUCACCCACUGGCCGUUGUGUGGUCAUUAACCAUCAACCAAGAUGUCUGGAAUACUGAAAUUUGAACUGAGUAUUUUGAAUGAAGAGAUAUGGAAAGCCAGACAAGUCUUAUCUCAAGAGUUUUCAACAGUUUCACAAAAAUGAGUUUGAUGAGAAGUGGUCGAAUAUUACCUCGAUAGUAAUUUACUGUUAGAACUAUAAAAGCAUUAGUUGAAUACACUUUUUUGUUAGCAUGAAAAUUUAAUUAAACUAUAAAAAUAU
Molecule: messenger RNA, 1601 nt
Organism: Nilaparvata lugens (brown planthopper)
Lineage: Eukaryota; Metazoa; Arthropoda; Insecta; Hemiptera; Delphacidae
Exons: 5
Coding region: 1033-1398 (121 amino acids)
Source: RefSeq, a predicted model, not a curated record